AUGGGGAACGCAGGGAGCAUGGACCAGCACACUGAUUUCAGAGGACACAACAUGCCUCUGAAACUGCCCAUGCCCGAGCCAGGUGAACUGGAGGAGAGAUUUGCAACCGUUUUGAACUCGAUGAAUCUUCCUCCAGACAAAGCACGACUGUUGCGGCAGUAUGACAACGAGAAGAAGUGGGAACUCAUCUGUGAUCAGGAGCGAUUCCAAGUGAAAAACCCGCCUCACACGUAUCUCCAAAAGCUGAGGAGUUAUCUAGACCCAGCAGUCACAAGAAAGAAAUUCAGACGAAGAGUUCAGGAGUCCACUCAAGUCCUGAGAGAACUGGAAAUUUCGUUACGUACCAAUCACAUAGGGUGGGUUCGAGAAUUCUUAAAUGAAGAGAACAAAGGCCUGGACGUGCUGGUGGAGUAUCUUUCUUUUGCACAGUAUGCCGUCACGUUUGAUGGAGACUGUGCGGAGAACAACCCAGAGGCUGUGAUGGAUAAGUCUAAGCCCUGGAGCCGCUCUAUAGAAGACCUGCAUGGAGGAAGCACCUUGCCUUCUCCCAUCACUGGGAACGGCAUCACACGUGCUGGACGACAUUCCACAUUACGUUCCAACACACUGCCGAGCCGGAGAACUCUGAAAAACUCCAGACUGGUCUGCAAGAAAGACGACGUCCACGUCUGCAUCAUGUGCCUGCGUGCUAUUAUGAACUACCAGUAUGGCUUCAACAUGGUCAUGUCACACCCACAUGCUGUGAAUGAAAUUGCACUAAGUCUCAACAAUAAAAACCCAAGAACUAAAGCUCUGGUCUUGGAGCUCCUGGCGGCAGUUUGUCUCGUGAGAGGAGGCCAUGAAAUUAUUCUCUCCGCGUUCGACAACUUUAAGGAGGUGUGUAUAGAGACGCAGCGGUUUGAGAGGCUAAUGGAGUAUUUCAAGAACGAGGACAACAACAUCGACUUCAUGGUGGCCUGUAUGCAGUUCAUCAACAUAGUUGUGCACUCAGUGGAGGACAUGAACUUUAGAGUUCAUCUACAGUUCGACUUCACCAAACUGUGUCUGGACGACUACUUAGACAAACUAAAGCACACAGAGAGCGAUAAGCUGCAGGUUCAGAUCCAGGCCUACUUGGAUAAUGUGUUUGACGUGGGAGCCCUUCUGGAGGAUGCGGAGACCAAAAACGCUGCCCUGGAGCGCGUGGAGGAGCUGGAGGAGAACAUGUCACAUAUGACGGAGAAGCUGCAGGACAUGGAGAACGAGGCCAUGUCCAAGAUCGUGGAGCUGGAGAAGCAGCUGAUGCAAAGGAACAAGGAGCUUGAAUCUAUCAGGGAAGUCUACAAAGACACAAGUUCGCAGGUACACUCGCUGCGACAGAUGGUAAAGGAGAAGGAUGAGGCCAUCCAGCGGCAGAGUAACCUGGAAAAGAAGAUCCACGAACUGGAGAAACAAGGCACCAUCAAGAUCCACAAGAAGGGAGACGGUGACAUCUCCAUCCUGCCCUCGCUACCUUCCGGUGUGGAGCACUUGCCAGGCGCCGUGAUGGGAGGAAACAGUGCUGCUGUCGGUUCAAACCACGUGGGAGUCGUAGGGGGCACGUCUGCUACCCCACCACAGCCUCCCCAACCCCCUCCUCUGCCAGUGAACGGCACAUUGUCAAACGGACCAUCAUCGGCCGUUCCUGCACCAGCAGCUCCCCCACCUCCGCCACCUCCCCCUCCACCUCCGCUUCCUCCCCCAGGGCCGGCCUCGUUAAUCUCAGCACCUCUGCCUCCUCCGCCUCCUCCUGCAGCCCCACCACUGCCCGGCUGUGGGACGCCCACUGUUAUCAUGAACUCUGGGUUAGCAGCUGUUAAGAUCAAGAAACCCAUCAAGACAAAGUUCUGUAUGCCCGUCUUCAACUGGGUAGCCCUGAAACCAAACCAGAUCAACGGGACUGUCUUCAAUGAGAUUGAUGAUGAGAGGAUACUCGAGGACCUAAACGUGGACGAGUUCGAGGAGAUGUUUAAGACGAAAGCUCAGGGCCCGGCAAUCGACCUCACCAUGACCAAGCAGGUCAGUCAAAAGGGGCCCAACAAGGUGAUGCUACUGGGCUCCAACAGAGCGAAGAACCUGGCCAUCACACUGAGGAAAGUGGGCAAGACUCCCGAGGAGAUCUGCAAAGCCAUUCAGAUCUUUGACCUACGAACUCUGCCGGUGGACUUCGUGGAGUGUCUGAUGCGCUUCCAGCCUACUGAGAAUGAAAUUAAAGUCCUGCGGCAGUUUGAGAAGGAGCGCAAGCCACUGGAGAGCCUGACGGAUGAAGACCGCUUCAUGAUGCAGUUCAGUAAAAUUGAGCGGCUCAUGCAGAAAAUGACCAUCAUGGCCUUCAUCGGCAACUUCUGUGAGAGCAUACAGAUGCUAACGCCGCAACUUCAUGCCGUCAUCGCAGCAUCUGUGUCCAUCAAGUCAUCACAGAAGCUGAAGAAAAUCCUAGAGAUUAUCUUGGCUCUUGGAAACUACAUGAACAGCAGCAAAAGAGGGGCAGUGUACGGAUUCAAGCUGCAAAGUUUAGACUUGCUACUUGAUACCAAGUCGACGGACCGUAAAUUAACGCUGUUACACUACAUAGCCAACGUGGUAAAGGAGAAAUAUGCGCAAGUUUCUCUCUUCUACAACGAGCUGCACUAUGUGGAGAAAGCUGCAGCAGUGUCGUUGGAGAACGUCCUGUUGGAUGUUAAGGAGUUAAACAGAGGCUUGGAGCUGACCAAAAGAGAGUACAGCAUGCACGGCCACAACACCAUGCUCAAAGACUUCAUUGCACACAAUGAGAGCAAGUUGAAGAAGCUACAGGAUGAUGCCAAGAUUGCACAGGAUGCCUUUGACGAGGCAGUGAAGUUCUUCGGGGAGAACUCCAAAACAACGCCGCCCUCCGUCUUCUUCCCUGUGUUUGUCCGAUUUGUUAAGGCUUACAGGCAAGCAGAGGAGGACAACGAGCAGAAAAGGAGGCAAGAGCAGAUUAUGAUGGAGAAACUUCUGGAACAGGAGGCCAUGAUGGAGCAAAACCAGAAGUCUCCAUCUCAUAAGAACAAGCGGCAGCAGCAAGAGCUGAUCCAGGAGCUCAGGAGGAAACAGGUGAAAGACAGCCGCCACGUCUACGAAGGCAAAGAUGGAGCGAUUGAGGACAUCAUCACGGCCCUAAAGAAGAAUAAUAUUACUAAAUUUCCCAAUGUCCACUCGAGGGUAAGGAACUCGUCCAGUAGCACCCCUGUAGUGGUGGAUGUGUCCCAAACCUGAUUUGAGGAAUCAGCCUUACAGGCGAGCAGACGCCGUGCGGAGGAGUGUCAGGAGGCGCUUUGAUGAUCAGAACCUGCGGCCGGUGAACAACGGCGAAGUGGUCAUGUGACGAGGGAACAGUGCAUGUGCUGGGAGGGGGGGAAGAUGUGUAACGUCAAGAUUGGGAGAGAUGGGAGGUUUGAUACAGAUUGAAGGAUGAGUGACAAGUGUUGUAGCAACCAUAGAGAUGACUAUGUAUAUAUAUUACAUAAGAAUACACGUUAUUCCAUGUCUGUGGUACAGGAGCAGUGUUUCACUAUGAAGGACUGGGGCAUGUGGGGGACUGAAAUUUAAAGUGUCUGAAAAGGUUGAUGCAGAAAACCUUAGACGAGCCAAGUGCCUGAACUUAUUUUUGUGGGAUAAUGUCACGCUGUCCUCUGUUUGUCUGAUGGCUGUUUUUUUAAAUAUUCCCCACGUCAAGCAAUACGAUGUGACCUGGCUUUAAUUUUAAAAGAAAGUGUAGAAGUGGACUUGUGGUGGACUUAAGAGCCACACAAAGAGAGGCUCCCUUGGAAAUCGUAAUGUAGAAUGUAUGGGACGUGUUCCCUUUAGCUGUUACAAAUAUUACAUCUUCUAGUGUUGAGUGUGACUCUCUGUAGUAUCUCGGUACAUUCCGGUGCUCUUUUUCAUUCUUCUACUUUACAAACUUGUUUUCAACCUGCACCUUUUUUUUUUACAUCUCAUGAGGCUUUUCAACUUUGACUAAAAAGGGCUGAUGAUCAGGCACGAAGAAGGUGAUCAGAAAAUCCUUAAAAUUCUAUAUUUAUACUAAAAAUAAGUAUAAGGAUGACGAAGAAUGAAAGAAAAAGACAUCAACAGUAAUUCAUUUCAACACGAGACUGGGCUAAUGUGAAUUGUAUAUAUCAGGCGUCUCCAUGCAGACUUCUCUUUUAUAAGUUGUUACAACGCUUAAUGGAUCAAUCCAGAAUUUGAAGCUCUUAAUUCAUAAAAGUAGGCUGCCUGCUCACAUAAAAAGAUCUACUGUCCUUUUAAAAUGUUACAUUUCUGUAGCUGCACAGCAAUUUGUUUGGUUUCUGGGAACAAAUAAAAGCCUGUAAAGCAACAAAGAAUACUUUUUCUACCAAACUGCACAAAAUAUACUGAACCCAACUGGAUGAUCUUAUUGUCAGAACUGGACACAACUUUGCAUUUCAUCCAUCUACUCUUUUCUUUUUUACAGAUUAAUUAUAUUCUAGGCUACUGUGUCUACUCACUUUAUUGUAAUUUUAAUGUAUAGUAUUUAACCACUGAAAGGAUUCCUUUAAGCUCAUGUUUUCAUCUAAAUGUGUGUCAUGGCAAAACAAGUACACAACACAAAAAAAAAUCCUAAAUGUACAGAUAUUUUGCUACAAACCUUGUUUUCUUUUUUUUUUUUUACUUAAUUCACAUUACCAGAUGGUUAAUAUUGUACAUAUUGUUUAAACAAAAGUUUUCAUUGCCUUGUGCUAUACAACUUGAAUGUUAUUUUAACUUAUAGUUUGUUUCAAUUUUUGUAUAUUUAAUUAAGCCAAAUGAAUCUACAGUAGUGUGUUGAAUCAUAAUGUCUCACUGUCAGGAGGCAGCAGAUCACUGAAUUUGCUUGUGGGUGUAUCACAAAGCCAGUUACAAAAACAUGCAACAUGUUCCAGAUGUUGGUACAUUUGGACAGAUGUAAGCUCUUAAAUCAGACACAUUGUGUCUAAUAAAACUAGUUUCUAUUAGUUGACCUGUGAUUAGCUGGUUUUGUGGCUUUGUGAUACACCCUCCUGUAAUUAUCUCCACUGAAGCACGUGCUGCCGAUCAUCUCUCUUCUCUCAACUUCACUGUCUGUAAUAGUGACAUUUCUCUAACUGGAUAAUACUGGCAUGUGUUUUUUUUUUUUUUACUUUCACCAGAAAUGUAUUUUAGGCAGUUUGUGCUUAUUACAAAAUAACAAGCUUUUUUUUUUUUAAAUUAGGUGAUAUGAGAUUUUCAACGAAUAUGAUCAAAUAAACUAUUUACAUUGGUUUA
This is a messenger RNA of Morone saxatilis (striped sea-bass), 5286 nucleotides long. It is a transcript of the gene fmnl2a, whose product is annotated as formin-like 2a. Gene Ontology annotation, molecular function: actin filament binding; small GTPase binding. Lineage: Eukaryota; Metazoa; Chordata; Actinopteri; Moronidae. Gene Ontology annotation, biological process: cell migration; cortical actin cytoskeleton organization; regulation of cell shape. The transcript has 27 exons. The record is from RefSeq and is a predicted model, not a curated record. Gene Ontology annotation, cellular component: cytosol. The coding region runs from base 1 to 3258 and encodes 1085 amino acids.